GAAUCAGCUCAUCAUCAUCACUGAAUCAUCAAUCACGAAGCACAUUCAUUAGUAAGGACUGUUUCAAACGCUACUACAAACCAGGGGUGGCAAAUAGUUGAAGCGGUUCUUCCGGCGUCCACCACGCGGCGCUAGUAUCGUCUGAUGCCGGACGUUGUCUCAGCCGCGAACUCGUGACUAAGACGGCACGGCCCGUGACGCGACCGGCACGGGGUCGUGACGCCUGCGUCACGCAGCGCGUCACAACCGUCUCAACCGUGACGGAACGUCCAGGGUGCUUCGGCAGUGCCGCAAACGUCACAUACGCCGUGGUGUGUAACGGACGUUACAGUCCGGUGCGUUGCGGCGAUUUUGGACGUCACAAUAGACGUAAUCGAGUGAGGAGCUUGCGUGUUGUGUGAGUUGAAUGUCAAUGACAUGACAUAUAUCACAGCGCAGAGUGGACAUUCGAUAUCAGUGAUGCAGGGCUGUUCAGACAUGGCAAUGGCUCAACGAGAAAGAAGACGGCUUCGACUUGAAACAAGGAAUAAGUCAAAAUCAACCCAUCGUCGAGCGAAGUCUCUGUUGGAGCCUUCAGAACAUCAUGGGACGUCAUCAAUGCCAUGCGUGACGUCACAUAUGAUGACGAAGAUGGAAUCUCCUGACAAACAGGAGCAGUCCGUGACUGAACGGCUGAGCGGAACAUUCUUUCCCAACGAUGGUGGCAGGUUACAGGACUCAUCAUCACCGAGUCAUCACAAUUGUCUACCAGCAACUCCUCUGGAUAUUCUCACAUCGAAAUCUCAAAAACAAUCAUUACUUUCGCCACAGACGGCGACAAAAACACGGUUACGACUGUCGCGCCAUCUAUGGACGACCUUUGCAGUUGUGUUGGUGGCGCUAGUGUCGCCUGCACUUGGAAACGUCCCGCCGAGGUUUCUGUUGGACGGUCAGAGCGAGAUCGUGCUGAGGCUUCGGGAAGGCGAUCAGACUCCAGUAGGCAGCGUGAUAUACCGUCUGCGGGGCUACGACCCGGACGGCGACCGUCUACAGUUCGCCAUCAGGGGUCAGGUGGGGUCACGUCUACUGGAGAUACGACCCGCUACUGACACGGAGGCUGAUCUGGUGCUAAGGAGACCGCUGGAUCGGGAGCUUGAAGACGAAUACAGCAUAGUUCUCACUCUCACGGACGGUAGACUCGGCGAGGCUGUCGUCACCCAGUCUCUACUGAUUCUGGUAGAAGAUGUUAACGACAACAUGCCCGUAUUUCUACCACACGAACCCACCCUAACUGUGCGAGAAGACUCCCAGCCGAGGGUGUUGGCUGUCCUACAGGCUACCGAUCGAGAUGAGGGGCCGUUCGGUCAGGUUGUAUAUCGGCUGGAGGCCGACUCCUCAGCCGCCCGCGACCUUUUCUCCGUAACAACUCGAGAAGGUCGGGCCGUUCUGAAACUGGAUGGGAAGCUGGACUAUGAGCGACAGCCGUUCUAUCAGCUGCAGGUUCUAGCCGUGGACAGGGCUGCAACAAACGCGCACACAGCGACGGCGGCUCUGGUGGUCCGCGUGGAGGACGUUGCUGACAGUCCUCCCGAGUUUGUGGUCGUGCCGCCCGUGACGCGGAUCUCUGAGGACCUCGCCGUCGGGGCCCAGAUCAUGAAAGUGCUGGCCAUUGACGGUGAUCGAGCCGUAAACGCAGCCAUCGAGUACGCCAUGUUCGGAGGUGGCGCCAUCUUUUCCAUCGACGCCGACAGUGGUGCCAUCUAUGUGGCUGGGCCGCUUGACAGAGAGAGGAAGAUUGAAACGAACGGCGCCUAUAUUCUAACGAUAGGGGCGCGAGAAGCCGGCUCAAACACCGAUCACGUGACCACCGAGGCUACGGUCAUUCUCACAGAUGUUAACGACGAAACGCCUACGUUUAGCAGCGCCACCUAUACUGCCGAAGUGAGCGAGGCAGCUCAGCGCCAUCUACCACUGACCUUUGUCGGGUCAGCGGCGCCGCAGGUGUAUGACUAUGACCAGGGCACAAAUGGCACGUUUCGUCUGUACCUCGAGGGUGACGGCGGCGCCUUUGAAGUUACACCUCCGGAAGGUGUGAACGAAGCGACACUGACACUCAGGGUCCGGGACCCGGCCGGUAUCGACUUCGAGACGGCCAGAGAGUUGAAUUUCACCAUCGUGGCGGAGGAGGUCACCGACAUUAACCCCAAGUCCUCCCGAGCGACGGUAACAGUCUAUGUUAGAGACGCCAACGACAAUGUUCCCGAGUUCGCCGAAAAACGAUACGUAGUCUCAGUCCCGGAGAAUGUCCGUCGAGGGACUAUGAUUGCCUGGAUGCAGGCGCUAGACCCCGACUCUGGCUCGUUUGGAACGGAGGGAGUUCGGUAUACCGAUCUCUCCGGGGAUAUCGCCGAAUUUCUUCGUCUCGACACGGAGACGGGUCAGAUCACGGUCCUAACCGACGACCACGGUCUGGAUCGUGAGACAACGGCGAGACAUCAGCUGACUGUGGAGGCACGGGACGACAACGGGCGGGGAAACAGGAACCGCGUACCGCUAGAGGUGAUUGUUACUGACGUCAAUGACCAGACCCCGCGGUGUCUGCGUCCUCUGCUGAGGCUAACUGUGGCCGAAAAUACGGCUCAGCUGUCUCAGCCGGCCCGGGUAGAGGCUACCGAUGACGACCAGCCCGGCACCCCCAACUCGGAGUUGACCUUCCGUAUAGUGGCCGGUGACCCGGGCGGUAACUUCACUAUAGAUGGCAGCACCGGUCAACUGACCUUGACCCGACCUCUGGACUUUGAGGCCCUGUUCGGAGAGGGUGACACCAGAAUGGUCAACCUGACUGUUCAGGUGGCCGAUAAAGGCCAGCCGCCGCUCUCCACACUCUGCCGAGCGCAGGUGGUCGUCACUGACCAGAAUGACGAGGCGCCGCGGUUUGACCGGGCCGUCUAUACCAAAACGGUAUCGGAGGACGCGCCAGGUGGUACACGGGUCAUACAGGUAUUUGCCAGUGACGCUGACGGCUCGCGACAGAACAGUCGGGUGGUGUACCGAAUCCAGCACGGGGCCCAGGAUAAGUUCGUCAUUGACUCGACAACAGGACUCAUCACUGUCGCUCAGGGUGCCAACCUGGACCCCGACCUGAGCCGACCUCGCGCCGCCAACUACAAGUUGACGGUGGCGGCGCUAGAUGGCGGGCUCGGCGCCGACCAGCUGGUAGAUGUCGCCACCGUCAACAUCACCAUCCAGGACGUCAACAACAAACUGCCCAGUUUCUCGGACCCGGGGUUGGUGACAAUACCAGAGGACACACCACUCGGCUCCGUCGUCCGAAGGGUGGUGGCCACUGAUCUGGACGCAGUGCCACUGCUGCGAUACAGCAUCGACCACAGCCUGGGCGAGGCACGAACGGAGGAGGGAACCCUGGUGAGGGCCUCCGACUACAACUUUACGGCGGCCUUCCAGAUCCAUCCCAUUGAGGGCAUAGUGCGCACCGCCAGGACUCUGGACAGAGAGAGGGUUGAGACGAUACGUCUUGUGCUUCGGGUAGAGGAUCUGGCAGCUCUGAACGCCAGGCAAACCGCCACUGCAACGCUGACAGUUCGUCUAGCUGACGUCAACGACCACAAUCCCAUCUUCCGACAACCCUACUAUAUUCGCUCUGUCAUGGAAAACAGCAAGCCCGGUACACCAAUAGUCAGUGUGGUGGCGGAGGAUGAGGAUGUCGAUAGGACGAUACAGUACAGUCUGCACGGACCGGCGGAGAUCAUUGAUCUGGUGUUUCUGGAUGUGGAGACCGGUGAAAUAGUGGUGGGUAAGCGAAUCGACCGCGAGCAGACCACCUGGCUCAACUUUACCGUGAAGGCCACGGACAGCGGGAGACCGCCCCGCACAGCCAACGCCGACGUCUAUGUGCAGGUACUGGAUGAAAACGACAACAACCCUCAGUUUGUCGACUCGGAGUCAGUAGUGACUCUCCGCGAAGAUGCCGCCGUCGGUACCGUGGUGGUCCAGGUGGAAGCCAGGGAUAUGGACAGCGGCGACUACGGCCGACUGACCUACCGGCUGGACCGGCGCUCCUCCGCCGGCAAAUUCCAGAUCAACGCCGACACAGGAACGGUGACGGUGCUCGCGGAGCUUGACCGCGAGGAGCAGCCCGUGUACACGCUGAUUAUAGAAGUCUGGGACAACUAUCAGUUCGGGUUCACGGCGGGGGAGAGCCGGAACGCUUUCAAACAAAUCAGGGUCGAGCUGUCCGACGUAAACGACCAGGCUCCGGUUCUACACCUUCCCUCGACUUGUGUCACCGUGACCGAGUUUCACGACCCGCGGGACGUCAUCACACUGGUGACGGCUGAUGACGCCGAUGACGCCUCCACACCCAAUGGACGCGUGCGAUUCAGUAUUGCUGCGGGAAACCAGGACGGUCUGUUCACGAUGAGAGCCAUUGACGCAAACUCUGCCAACCUGUUCGCCACGCGACGUCUGGUCGGUUACUAUGGCAACUACACGCUGACUGUUGUCGCCGAGGACGGAGGCUACCCACCCAAUACCGCCAAGGGUCAGAUGUCCGUGUGUAUUGCCGACUUCAACGACCACGCGCCCCGGUUCACACAGCCGCCGGCCAACAUCAGCAUCAGGAUUCCUGAGAACGCCUCACUGGGCUCGCCCAUCAUCACCGUCCACGCCGAGGACGCCGAUGUCGGUAUUAACGGCGCAGUACGUUACCGUCUGAGACCGGAUCUGCUGGGGAACCACCAUACCUUCCAGAUUCAUGACGUCACUGGACAGAUAGUGCUGCGCCAGCCGCUCGACAGAGAGAGGCAAAAGGUGUACGAGAUCCGCGUUGAGGCGUACGACCUGGGUGUACCGACUGCGCUCAGUUCCGAUCUCGACCUGACCAUAUUCGUCCGUGAUGUCAACGACUUUGAGCCGCAGUUUCUGGUCGAUACCUUCUCAGUGAAUUUCACAGAACAUCUCGCUCCUGGCGAGGAGCGUCGCCGCCUGGUCCAAACCGUGGACAGAGACGAACCUGAUGAAGAGGAGCUGGCCCGCGCGCCGCCCGUGUGCUACUUCAUAGUCGCGGGGAAUGAGGAGGGAUUCUUCACACUGGACUCGCACAAACACGAUAUUAUGGCGAUCAAGGAGCUGGACCGUGAGGUGACGUCACAGUAUACGCUAGUCGUCAAGGCAACCGAGGAUUGCCAGAAGAUACCACCAGAGGAGCCUUUCUUCAAACCGGAGGAUGAUACACUGCUGAAGGUGAUUGUACACGUGGAUGACAUUAACGACAACCAGCCAAAGUUUGUCCGUCGACUGUUUACGGGCGGCGUGACCACGGAGGCUGACUACGGAGCAGAGGUCAUCACUGUACAGGCCAUUGAUCUUGAUGCUGGGGAAAACGCCGAGCUCCGCUACGCCAUCAAGGGAAACGUUCAGAAAACACUCAGCGAAGGUCUGGAAACCAUUGGAGACAUACCAUUUGUGCUGGAUGCAGAGACUGGCAUCGUGACGCUCAACUUUGACCCGCAGAAAGGGAUGAAAGGCUACUUCGACUUUAUGGUGUCAGUGGUGGACCGGUCGGGUCUGGGGGACGAGGCUAGGGUGUUUAUAUAUCUCCUCCGGGAGGACCAGCGGGUGAAGUUUGUACUGAGGAUGCAGCCCCAGGAGGCCAGAGAGAAGAUCGACUACCUCAGAGACUACCUGGGUAACGUCUCCGCCUCUAUCGUCAAUGUCGACGAGUUUAAGGUCCACGAGACUUCCUCCGGAGCCGUGGACCGAACGAAAACCGACCUCUAUCUCCAUUUUGUGGACCGGAGGGAUCAUAGUAUUCUGGAUGUGGACAGAGUGCUGGCGCUGCUGGAUCAGAAUAUUGAGACGCUCGAUCCGCUGUUUAAGGAAUUCAACGUGCUCUCGACCCGCGCGGCUGCCGCCACGGCGGCGCGGGUCGAGCCGGCGCGGGCCGCGCUGAGCUGGCUGUUGGGGGCGUGCUGUUUCCUGCUGGUUCUGUUGGCUACAGUGCUGGGGGCGUGUCUCAGUCAGCGGGCCAAAUACAGGAGGCAGCUGAGGGCCGCCACGGCCACCGCUUUUGGUUCCCCUUCAGCCACAGUCAGCCGUAUAUCAGCAGUGCCCAACACCAACGUGCACGCAGUGGAGGGAAGUAACCCGGUCUGGAUGGGCGCGUUCGACAACACGUGUUAUAAGCUGGACUCGCCCGAUGGACAGCCGAGCAGCAGCCGUCUCUAUGUCGAGGGCGACAGUCUGGACGAGAACGCCCUCACCGACAGUCUGACACUGUCUGUACAGCAGCAACAGGAGCUGUUCGCCCAACAACAGAGCAGCAGGUCCUCGGCGCGAUCUUCGGUGAACUACAACACUCCCGACCAGAGUCACAAAACCACCAACGAUCUCGGCCGAUAUCAGCAAAACAUCCUCAGUCAGAGUGACCGCCUCAUGCCCCGAGGAAAACAUGUCGAAACCACAGAGUUGUGACGGCCCCAGUCCGCCGCGCUAGAGACAUCUCGCGGCAGAAAAAGGAACUCGAACUGUCGGGUGUCUCCGCGUGGCGGCGCUAGUGCUGAAAGCGAGGCUUGAUGAGAAAAUUUGAUGCCAAAUGUAAGUUGGCAUUUGAAUUGAAAGAGAAGUGAGUGUUUUUUUUGUGGUGAAUGAACUAAGCCAUGUUUUCUAGUGUGUGUUCUGUAUUUAUCGGUACCUACUAGCUGUAAGAUGUAUGCAUUGCUACUUAACGUUUAGGUAAGCAGUGGGAAUGCGUGAACGGCUGCAGUAUGUUUCCAGGAUACAUGUUUGAAGCGUAAUUGCUUGCUUGUGGUAUUUGUUCGACCAAUUAUCAGUCCUUUUUUAUCUCUCGAUAUCUGAAUGGUACAGCUGAGCCUUCGUUAACACGGCCAAACAUCAGGCAAUGCAUCCAUAUUCUGUAAACCUCGGGAAAUGUGAGUUCAUACUUUGGUGUCUGAAGAAUUGGAUAAGACUGUAUAACCAAUUACUCUAGCAAUCAUUUUCAGUAUGUGUCGAUUGAGUCAAAACAAUGACAAUCGAAUGCACCAGAGAACCCGCUUAUGUCAAGCUAAUUCUAAUCGAACCAAGAGCAUAGAAGCACAGCAUUUGUGAGCAUUUGCGUCAUGACGUAGCUAGCGUAGUCAAUGACCAUACGUAGAUGCAUGCCAAUGCGAGGUGUCCAACUUUUUAUUACGCUCUAGAAUCUAGAUUUGCGUCUAUGCUUACUGUUCAGCUACGUUUUGAUCCAUUGAAAAUCGUGAUUCAUACUAACAACACAAGUGUCUACGAUGAACAUCGUAUAUGUAAUAUGUAUGAUUGCGGUUUGCGUGAAAUGUUUCCAAAUUGAUGUGGUUUUGUGACUAACAUGAUACCUAUGGUAUGCGAGUUUCGAUGACUCGCGUACUAACGUAUUACGUGCGCAAAUAGAACACCUCAUCGCUACGCAUCGAACCUAAUAAACUGAUCGUUUGUA
Amphibalanus amphitrite is the source of this 7468-nucleotide messenger RNA. Its product is annotated as cadherin-23-like. Gene Ontology annotation, cellular component: plasma membrane. NCBI's taxonomy places the organism in Eukaryota, Metazoa, Arthropoda, Thecostraca, Balanomorpha, Balanidae. Gene Ontology annotation, biological process: homophilic cell-cell adhesion. The transcript has 40 exons. Bases 418 to 6471 code for a protein of 2017 amino acids. The record is from RefSeq and is a predicted model, not a curated record. Gene Ontology annotation, molecular function: calcium ion binding.